Neoarius graeffei (lesser salmon catfish) is the source of this 1806-nucleotide messenger RNA. It is a transcript of the gene eaf2, whose product is annotated as ELL associated factor 2. Gene Ontology annotation, biological process: regulation of transcription elongation by RNA polymerase II; positive regulation of DNA-templated transcription. The coding region runs from base 157 to 939 and encodes 260 amino acids. The record is from RefSeq and is a predicted model, not a curated record. Lineage: Eukaryota; Metazoa; Chordata; Actinopteri; Siluriformes; Ariidae. Gene Ontology annotation, molecular function: transcription elongation factor activity. The transcript is spliced from 6 exons. Gene Ontology annotation, cellular component: super elongation complex.
GCUGGGGUCCUUUGGAAAUCCCUGACAAGUUGCUGUAUUUCUUCAGCUAAAUUCAGGUGGCUAACGUGACUGAGUUCUGCUGAUGCUAUCGAAAAAGACGUGGAAAUUUACAGACUGGUUAUUUAGUUAACAUAUGACAGAAAAAUUGUCAUUAGAAUGAAUGGGACAGCAUACUCAAACUUUGACAAUCAAGAACAUGUCCUCAAAUUAGGCGAAACUUUCGAGAAACAACCAAAAAGUGCUUUCCAUACGGUACGAUAUGACUUUAAACCAGCAUCAAUAGACACUACAUGUGAGGGGGAUCUGGAAGUUGGAAAAGGGGAACAAGUCACUAUAACAUUGCCUAACUUGGAGGGAUCCACUGCUCCAGUUACAGUGUUUAAAGGAUCCAAAAGGCCUUAUAUGAAGGAGUGCAUUCUUAUUGUAAACCAUGACACAGGAGAAUAUCGUCUGGAGAAGCUUAGUAGCAAUAUUUCGGUCAAAAAGACCAGAGCGGAGGGCAGCAGUAAGAUCCAGUCACGUCUGGAGCAGCAGACCACUAGGCUCAGUCAGCAAAUGAAGAGUGGCAAUGGAGGGAAAGUCCCAAACAAUUCCAAGAGCUCCCCUGCUAAAGAAAAGUUGUCUCCUGCUUCUCCCAUGGAUGACAUUGAGAAAGAAUUGAUGGCUGAAGCACGAGUGAUGGACCAGAUGAGCAGUGGUGACAGCUCCUCCGACUCUCAAAGCUCCUCCUCAUCUAGCAGUGAGGACAGCUCGAGCAGCAGCGACUCUGAAGAUGAAAAUCAGCCUUCAUCAGGCAGAUCUCACACAGUGCCUGCGCCCACCCAGAGCAUGCCCAUCCUCACUUCUCAGGAGCGCUUCGAGGAUGGCGGUGGACACCUCAUGAACACGCUCAAAAAUGAUCUUCAGUUGAGUGAAUCUGGCAGUGAGAGUGAUGACUGAAAGCAGAAGGACUUAAGGCACACUCCUUGUCGUGGAACUGAGAGAUGGGGUCAUCAGGACAUGCCUGGUCACAAACACUGUGAUAUGGGGAUUUUUAAUUACCUUUAAACUUUUUUUUUUCUUUCUUCAGAACAGCAGUGUUUUGUCAACACUAGACAUGCUGUGUGGUUGACAGGUUGAAAGCUGUGAAAUUUUUCAUAUGAAUUUAAUUAUUUAUUUUGUUAAAUGCAAGUGUGUAGAACCUAUUUCAGUAGUUUCUAUAAACACAGUUACUUCCACUCAAAGCAUGUAUAGGUGCCAAAGGUAAAAGAGAAUAUCAUUUAGUUUUGGAGAAAUGUCUUGUUUGUUGUCUGAGGCUAUUUGUUUUAGCUCCAGAUGCAAAAGCAGCAUAUUAUUUGUGGUCUUAAGAUUAUUUGGAAUUGUUGUUAUUCAUUGUACAUUACAAUCUGUAAUAAUUGCAAUCUCAUAUACAGCAGUUUUUGCUUCUAGCCUGCAAUACUUGAAAAUGUCUGUCGUAAUCAGUUAUUCUAAGAAGGUUGCUUUAAACAAUUUUAGUGCUGUAACCUAUAGAUAGGAGGUGCUUUUGAUCAGAAAGGUAACAAGGCAGCUUCAUAUUUAUAGUAAUUUGUAGAUUAAAAUGAAUGUUUUCUGCUUUCCGCUACACUCAUCUAUAUCUUGCUUUGAUUUCUUAUUCUGUGAUGAAGCAACAUUCAGAGAGGUCAAAGAUGUCUGUCGUUAAUUCUGUAUCUCUGCAGAAGUAGAAUAGGAAGAUGGUGUCCUUAAUUAGAGCCUGGUGAUGGAUAUGAUGACUGUGCUUCUACAUAUAGCGCUUUAACAUUAAAGGUGUGUAGAACACAAAAAUAAUAA